CCUGUCUUAAACCUGACCAUCUCUUCUUUCCACACAACCUUCCUCAAAAGUAAGCUGGCUUUUUCAGUUGCUUGAUUUUGCAUGGGCUGAUGAUGGAUUUGCAUUAAAACCACACAUCACACCAUGUUUCCCGCCAGUUUAUCGCACCUUCCAAACUUUAGGCGAUAGUUGACUUUACUUCUGGCCGAUGUACGAAGCUAUUUUAUGACGUCGUGGCUAUUUCCUCUUGGUGGGAAAAGUGUCGUCUUCCUCUGUGAACCCAAAUCACCAGCACCCGAGCAACAGACGGACCUUCGGCAGUUCUACUGAUCGCAGGAAGGAAAGCAAUGUGACAAUGGACAUCUUGGAAAAGGAAGAAACAAAUUCACUAACAGUGUUUUGAUGGGGAAGACUGUUCAACUUACCACUCAUUUGCUGUGCUGACCAAUCGGAACUGUUUUUCCCACAGUGAAGUGAAUCUCCGCAGCCUCAACAAUGACUUCUCUGCUGUUACUUGCUCUGCUGUCCGUCUGCUGGGCUGAUUCUCAUUUCAACCUGAACUCUACAGAGUCAAAAUACUUCAGAACUAUCUACGUUGCAGAUAAUGGAUCACGACUGGGCAUAAAGAUAGAUCAACCUAAAGUUAUCUCAUACCGAGGUAGCAAUGCCACACUGCCCUGUAAGUUCUAUUACAAGCCGGUUCCUGCUCGUGGAGCUCACGGUCCUUUUAAGGUCAGGAUCAAGUGGACCAAACUCACAUCAGAUUACCUCAAGGAAAUUGAUGUAUUCGUUUCAUUGGAAAACAACUGGAAAAGUUUUGGAAAUUACCAGGGAAGAGUCUUCCUAAAUGAAGGUGACGAGAAUGAUGCCUCUAUAACAAUUACAGAUUUAACUUUGGAGGACUAUGGUAACUACAAAUGUGAAAUAAUUGAGGGGCUCGAUGAUGUCACUGGGACCAUAUUGCUGGAUCUCCAAGGUGUAGUAUUCCCAUACUUCCCACGACUAGGUCGCUAUAAUCUGAAUUUUAUGGAGGCUCAGAAGGCAUGUGAAGAUCAGGAUGCGAUAAUUGCUUCAUUUGAUCAACUUUAUGAUGCAUGGAGAGGAGGGCUGGAUUGGUGUAAUGCAGGCUGGCUGAUGGAUGGGUCUGUACAGUAUCCCAUCACCAAACCCAGGGAGCCAUGUGGUGGCCAAAAUACAGUGCCUGGUAUCCGAAGCUAUGGAUACAGAGACAAGGUGAAGAAUAAAUAUGAUGUGUUCUGCUUUACUUCCAACUUCAAUGGACGAUUCUACUAUCUGAUUUACCAUCGAAAGCUCACCUAUGGCGAAGCCGUGCAAGCUUGCAUCAGAGAUGGAUCAAAGAUUGCUAAAGUCGGUCAAAUGUAUGCCGCCUGGAAGUUGCUCGGUUACGACCGCUGUGAUGCAGGUUGGCUAGCUGAUGGCAGUGUCCGCUACCCAAUCACUAGACCCCGGCGUCGGUGCAGCGAAACUGAGGCAGCUGUGCGUUUCUCUGGCUUCCCCGAUAAAAAGCACCGGUUAUAUGGUGUCUACUGCUUCAGAAGCAACUGAUAAUUCAUGUUAAAGCUUAGUUGGAGAUGAGUAUUAUUUUAAUUCUGCACAUGUGAAGGAUGUACUUUCAAUAAUAUGAACUCAUGUUACCAAAACUGUGAUAAAAAGAUUUUUUCUUACUGUACAAUGCCAUUUUCAUGCAAGCCAAAACAUUUUUUCUUUGUUGUAAUGUAUCAUACAAUCAUUAAAUAUUAAAAAUAAUAUAAUUUUUAUAGGAAGUUGUACCAAGAUUUAGCAUCAAUUUGCCUUUUUGUUUAAGUAGCAUUCAGCAAAAGCUACCCUAAACAUUGUUCCGACCAAAAGAUGGACUAUUCAGGAUUGAGUGGGGCAUGCCAUAGCUGGACAUUAAGUAUUGUAAUAUCAUUCAUUUACAAAAUGAGCAUUUCUCAGGCAAUAUUUUAGUUUAUUUGUGAAAUAUACAUUCAGGAUUCAUCUUGCUUUGUAAACUUUCUAAAAUUUUGCCGCUUCAAGAAAGUUGAGCAUGACAGUGGAGAAAGAUGAUGUGACACUCUAAUUCCCCACAAGAAGCUAAUAACUUGUCCAAAAUUUAACUUGCUGAUCAGGCUGUUAUUGAUAUUGCAAGCUUUUGCAACACCAUUAGAAACCCUUAGUAUUCUAGUUAUGCCAGAAUUGUUUCAUGUUGGACGUAAUGAAUCUACCAGCUGAAUUUUUGUUGUUAAACACAAUGCAUGGUGCACAUUUCCCCUACUCCCUGGACAAAUAAUUGAAAUUAUUGCGCUGAAGAAUGAAUUGUCCAAGAAAAGCAAUAGCUUUUUUGACUUCUUCAUAUAACUCAGCUGAAGGCCACCUGUGUUCUUCAAACAGAGGACAAGCUGCCCUUGAAGAGGCAUUUUGUGUGGGUGUCAGUGAGCCUGUUGCAUCAGUAAACAGUAAUCAAGUGCAGUUAACAGCCCUUUCCAGGUCUUGCUGUGCACAUAUUCCACCAGGUAAUGAAGAAUUCAUCAAAUAAAGUACAAGUUCUGCCAGUUUCAGUGUGUUAGUAGAUUUUAUAUCAGACAAAAGCAAACCCCUUCCUUGAGGUGACUGACUUUUUUUGUGAGGAAUGUUAUCAUUUAUUAAGGAACUCCAGUAACAGGAAAUCACUGAUGGGGUACAUUCAUUUUCUUGUUAUGCAGCUGAAGAAAUUACAUCGAUCUGUUAUUUUAAACAAACAUUUGCGUUCUUUCAAUGGUAUAUUUAUAAAGGGCAGAAUUGCCCUUAGUUAUAGUUUCUUGCAUUUAAGAAUUAAAACUAUUGUGAGAUCACUUUAAAAAAUUAAUUUCAUUUCCAAACACCUGUUGGCUGUACUCGCUGGCAAAACCUUGGAUUCACUGUUAAAUCCCACACAAGUCGAAGAUUAUGAAUGCAUUCCAACCCCAACUUCAGAGCAGGGAAAAGUGCAUGGAAGUUAAAAGAUCAUUCAUAAACAAGCACAUUAUUUAAAGCUUAAAAAUAAGGCACAAGGCCAUAAAUCACACCAAUCAAACCUAUGUAGAAACUAUAACUGGGUCAUCUUGCCCAUUUUGAAACAUGUUCAUACUUGGAUGUUGGCUCAUGAGGACAAUAUACUUUGGAUGUUCCAAAAUUUGGUGGCCAAUGUUAUUGCUUCACAACCUCAGAGUGGUACGGCAAGUAAAACCAUUGCCUUGCAGUGCCUGAGGCCAGGGUUCAAUCCUGACUUUAAGUAUCAUUUGCAUGAGGUUUGCACUUCCCCGCUGACUGUGUGGAUUUCCUCUGGGUGCUCUGGUUUCCUCCCAUGUUCUAAAGACAUGUGAGUCGGUAGGCGAAUUGACCACUGUAAGUGUAGCUGAGUGAUAGAAUCUGGGGGGAAUUGAGUGGGGAGAAUAAAAAAAUGAGGUCAAUGUGGGUUGAUGUUCUAUGCACUCAGUAGGCCAAGGGGCCUGUUUCAUGUUGUAUCUCCAUGAGUUUAUGAAUUACUUUCUGUGUUGUUUAGUUUUGAAUCUGUGCUCUUGACAUUAACUUCAGUAAUGAAAUACUGAAGCACAUCAUCAGUUGUGAUUCCAUUCCGAUGCAAAAAGCAGUUUCUAGUAGGAAUAAAAAUCUUAAGGGGGACCACACAGUCUGCUUACCGGGACAACUAGGAGCUGAGAGGGUGCAACCAUGAAUGAAAAUAAAAAGUUGGUGGUGGUUUAUUGCAACUUAGCACAUUGUUGAUUUAUUGAAGAAGUAGAACAAUAGCUGUCCUUCUAAAAGACAACCUUAUUCAAUGUCCAAACUCGAAUCUAAAACUUUGACAAGGAUUCACAUAAUUUGGUUCUUUACAUGAAUUAUCAGAAUGGUUUGAUAAACAUAGAAUUAUCUAAUGAGGUGAAUUAAUAAGAAAGUGGUGCUUAAACUGAAAGUCCCAAUGAGUUCAAAGAAUACUGCAUUAUAAAGGGCCAAGUGUUUAUAUGGUUGAACUUUUAUAUAAAGCAAUUCCAAAUGUGCUGUAGCUUACUAGUUUUGCAACUUCCAAAGCAGUUAUAUUCCAACGGAAUGCAUCAUAUUUAAUUAUCCCGUGAAUGCUUUUUGUUUUCCUGUUUGUGUCUGAUUAUUUAUUCCUAUUUCUGGUUUUAACCUACUUCAUUUUUAGGGUGAAAAGUUAAUUAAAUGCAUAGCUUUUGUGGUGAUUACAUUCACAGCUGUUGCUGAUAUCACAAGAGUUUACUAAUUGAGGUUCAUUCUGACCUGUGGUUCACAUCAGUCUGUUCCUUUGAUUGUCAGGCUUCAAUUACAUAAUAUCAUGAGGGCAUAAAGGAGUAUAAAGGCAUGCUAAUUUAGAAAGAAUACGAGUCCAGCAACAUCUUUAGGAACUGCCAGUUAGCUGACUCUAUACCCAAUGAGAAGAGUAUGUAUCACCCACUCACCAUCCAGUUGUACCCGAAAAUUGCAUCUGAGCCUCACAACUAGCAUAGGAUGCAAAUCUAAUUAGGCAACUGCCUCAUUUUGGGACAGGAGGAAUGAUCUUAAAGAAAUGUGGCCCAUUGAACAAUCAAGUAGUGUGUGCCUCAGAAGGUCAGUAAGUGAUAAAUGUCCUUUUUUAUUUUAAAAAAAAGAUAUGUUUACUACCUGAUUUGUAAACAGGGGAGGUAAUAUAGACACAAAUCAGUUGCAAUAUUACAUUGAAAAGGUAGGCAAUACUGAGGUGCAAGGUUGUGGUGAAUGAGAAAUGAAUAGUUGCCUUCUCUGGCAUUGCUCUAUCAAAGUUGUUGUGGAAUGAAUUCCUUUAUAAUAUGUGGCGAUGCCUUCAGCUGCCAAAGUCCUAACCAUUAAUAACAAUCCCCUAAACAUCUCCACCUCUCUUUAUGACAGUUUAAAACCUACCUCUUUAACCAAGCUUUUAAUCACCUGCCCUAUAUCUCCUUGCGUGUGAUACUGUCACAUUUUUAAAAUAAUGCUCCUGUGAAAUGCCUUGAAUUAUUAAAGGUGCUACAUAAAUGAAAAUAGUUAUAUUGUUAAAAUAUGCAUCAAGAUGGCUUUGGUAAAGAGUUGAAAUUGCCUGUUAGAAAGUGUCCUUUUUUUCCAGAAAAGUUAAGACUUGAUCUGGGGAUAUUGUUUCUCGGAUGUGGAAAGGAAAAUGAAGAGUUUUUAAGUUGGAUGAAUUUUGUCUUGGACAGAGAUAAAACUGAGAAUGUUUCGCAGCUGCUUGUGUGUGUAAGAGUUCGUAAUGGAGUGAUUAUGUUCUACCCAUUCUUGUUUUAAACUCGUGUACAGUCCAGUAAUAUUACACGCUAGAAAGGUCCCCAAGCUUCAAGUGUGCUGUGCAAUUUUAUUAGUUUUCUGAUGUGGCCUCUAUUUACACUUCUGUAUGUGAUCGACAUGUUGUGCAUGCAAUGCCAUUAGCUGGGCAGUGCAUGUGUUUUGUUUUUGCAAAUAUUAUGUAUUCCACAUCUUUUUUCAGUGAGACAUUGCAAACGCUUUGCUUAGGGUUUGCCUGGGAAGUAUUACUGUACAAUGAAUGACUUUACAGAGAUCUUUCUGUUAAUUUCAAGGUAAAUUUGUUGAAGAACUCAGGAAAGCUAUCUGAAAACAAAACUGCAGGGCAGAAAAAACAUGUGAUUAGCUAUAUAUUUGUGUCACUGUAGCAUUCCUCAUAUAUCAUGUUUCUGUAACAACAUAGAAAUAACAAUAUAACGUCUAUAAGUUACUGAAUAGAACUGCUACUCUUUCUUAAUUAAACAAGACAAAGUUUCUAUCACCAAUGAGUCAGUUCAGUUAUCCAAUAGAGCAGAAAGCCAUAAGUAGGAAGCUAUGGAAAGGAAUUUAAAUUGACAGUUGGUUUAGAGACUUACGACAGAGAAAGUUACAAAUUGUAUUAAGGAGUAUAGUCCGAUACCUACCGCAAAGGAUUAGGCUGAAUUUAUUACUUGAUUUCAGUGAUUGUCAUAUUUCCUAAGCUCAUCUCAAAUCUGUCUGCUUCUCUGAAAUAUAAAAGUAUAGUUUUUUUUUAACCUGUUUAAAUGUGUACUGUAUAUGGAUAAUUGAUGGUAUAUUUUCCUAUGUGUCGAUUGGAACAUAUACGCUUAAUUCCAAUUUAGAUUUAGUUCUUUUAACUUCUCUAAAACUAUAUAUAUUAAUUUUUUGAGUUGGAGUAAAAGACCUAACAAUGCACACCAAUUUUUCUGAAUGAUAUGCAUUGUUUAAGAAUUCUUGUAUCAUUAACUGUAUGAAACAUAUAUGGUUCAAUGCAAGCAUCUAGUUCAAGCUUAGACACAGAUUCAUGCAGGGAUCUCCAGAUCAAUGUAGUAUCAAUGCCACCUUAUUCUUUAACAGCUAAGUAUCGCACCUCACACAUAUUACUUUUGGUCGGAUGAUAGUUUUCAACUGUACAUUGAGUAUACAGUCCAGCAUAUAGAUUAUUCAGAUAUAACUCACCAUUAGCAAGCAAUUUCUGUUUAAUCUUGUGAAACAAUGACAAGGUAAAAGUUUGUUGCUGACUCUUGUUUAAAAUAGUGCCAAGGUUUGCUGCAUAAGUCUUGCCCGUGGGAAAGAUGCUGGCUUUUUUUUUUGCUGACUAUAUUUUUUUCUGCUCCAACAUACUGCAGUAUUUUGUCAAUCUGUGUUAUUCUUAAUUAACCCUCAGAACGGAAUACUUUACUGCAGCCUGCAAUAUUCGACAGAAAUCUCAUGUAACAGAGGAAGAAAUUGUAAAUUCAUUUUUAGAACAUGUGCAUCAAACAAUUUGUUUUAAUAUCACAAGAUGUUUCUCAUGCUGCUGGAUGCCGAGAGUCUUUCAGGAUUCAGUGGGCUUUGUGCUACCUUACGUGAAUAGAAUUUAUAAUAUGCUUUUAUGUUUGAAUGCCAUCCUUGCAUCUAUUUGCACUGUACUGCAUUAGUACUAUUAAGGUGUCCUCUAGAAAGUUACUAAAAUACAUUAACAAAUGAAGCAAUUGAUUUAAUAUAAUGUAAAUUGUAGCAUAACAUGGAAAGUUAGGUAAUAACCCCAAAGAUCAAUACUUGAAUGGACAUAUUUCAAGUAUAAAAGUAACCUUUUUGCAUUUUGUGACAGGAGCACAGCAAUGCUAAUUAAAAACGUGAAACUAAUCCUUGAGUGUUUAUUAUUGUGCUAUUUUAUCAAAUGAAAUAAUGUUCUCUGUUUUCAAAAACGUUCUCAUUAAAAGAUCCACAGUAGUGUACUUCAGACAAUUUGUGGGGUGUUUCUGUGUACUGU
Molecule: messenger RNA, 7216 nt
Organism: Pristis pectinata (smalltooth sawfish)
Lineage: Eukaryota; Metazoa; Chordata; Chondrichthyes; Rhinopristiformes; Pristidae
Product: hyaluronan and proteoglycan link protein 1-like
Exons: 7
Coding region: 475-1545 (356 amino acids)
Biological process (GO): cell adhesion
Molecular function (GO): hyaluronic acid binding
Source: RefSeq, a predicted model, not a curated record